UCUUUACAGCCAGGCCGAAUGCCAGCUGUGGCAUUGGACCUGAAUUUCACGGACGAGUGAGGACCUGUAUGCAGUGUAGCUGGCAGUGGAAUGUCCAAAAGAAACAGUCAAUGAGGAAAGGCAUGAGGCAGGAUAAAGAAAAGUUUCAGGAAGAGGGAGAUGGGACGAAGGUGAGGACUCAACACCAGAGAAUCGGCUGCCCAGGCGGCUGGCAAAGCCUUGUGCUUGGUAGCUCCAGACGUUGCUCUGAAGAUCAGUUGCCUGUGUGUCCCCUGAAAAGCCAUGUGGGGCUGCCUGGUGGUCCUCGUGGGCCUGUUCUUCCUGGUGCGCUGGUACCGCGAGAGGCAGGUGGUGAGCCAGCUGACAGACAAGUAUGUCUUCAUCACGGGCUGCGACUCGGGCUUCGGGAACCUGCUGGCCAGGCAGCUGGACAUGAGGGGCCUGAGGGUGCUGGCCGCAUGUCUGACAAAGAAGGGGGCCAAGCAACUGAGGCGGCAGACAUCGGACAGGGUGGAGACGGUGAUCCUGGAUGUCACACAGACGGAGAGCAUCACUGAGGCUGCCCAGUGGGUGAAGGAGCACGUGGAGGACAGAGGGCUCUGGGGCCUGGUGAACAAUGCCGGCGUCUUUGGGUACUCAGUUCCCAAUGAGUGGCUGACCAAACAGGACUUUGUGGAUGUGCUCAACGUGAACCUGCUGGGGAUGAUCGAGGUGACUCUGAGCCUGCUGCCCUUGGUGAGGAAGGCCCGGGGCCGCGUGGUCAACGUCUCCAGUGUCAUGGGCCGCUUGUCCAUGAUGGGUGGUGGCUACUGCAUCUCCAAGUAUGGUGUGGAGGCCUUCUCAGACUCACUCAGGAGGGAGCUCUCGCCAUUUGACGUGAAGGUGGCCAUGAUUGAACCUGGUUUCUUCCAGACCAACUUAGUGGACAAAGAGAGACUUGCAUGUUCUAUAGAGGAAGCAUGGGACCAUGCCAGGCCUGAGGUCAAGGAGCUCUAUGGCUUGGAGUUUUUGGAAGCCUACCAGAAACUACCAGAAGACUUCAGGCCGCCAGUUAGGCAGGACCUGUCCUUGGUGACUGACUGCAUGGAGCACGCACUGACUGCACGCCACCCCCGCACCCGCUACUCCCCUGGCUGGGACGCCAAGUUCUUCUACCUCCCUCUGAGCUACUUGCCCACCUGCCUGGUGGAUGCCCUGGUCUCCUGGUUGGGCCCGAAGCCAGCCAAGGCCCUGUGAGGACA
Ochotona curzoniae (black-lipped pika) is the source of this 1241-nucleotide messenger RNA. RefSeq names its product retinol dehydrogenase 16-like. Bases 283 to 1236 code for a protein of 317 amino acids. The transcript is spliced from 5 exons. The record is from RefSeq and is a predicted model, not a curated record. Lineage: Eukaryota; Metazoa; Chordata; Mammalia; Lagomorpha; Ochotonidae. Gene Ontology annotation, molecular function: oxidoreductase activity.